Messenger RNA from Hermetia illucens (black soldier fly), 849 nucleotides. RefSeq names its product glutathione S-transferase 1-like. Gene Ontology annotation, molecular function: glutathione transferase activity. NCBI's taxonomy places the organism in Eukaryota, Metazoa, Arthropoda, Insecta, Diptera, Stratiomyidae. The coding region runs from base 105 to 773 and encodes 222 amino acids. The transcript is spliced from 2 exons. Gene Ontology annotation, biological process: glutathione metabolic process. The record is from RefSeq and is a predicted model, not a curated record.
UUUGUAAAACGUACAGUCAUUGUGUGGCUAUCAGACUCAGUAGUUAUCUAAAUUUUAUAGCGAGAGGUACUAACCGUGCGCAAGGUCUUUAGUGUUGUUCCAAAAUGGCAAAACCCAUAUUAUAUGGUUCAGAAAUGAGCCCCGCGGUUCGAGCAGUAUUCCUUACGGCAGCGGCUAUUGAUUUGGAUUAUGAAUUUAAAGAAAUUAACGUUCAAACCGGUGAAAAUAAAUCCGAAGAGUUCUUGAAGAAAAAUCCUCAACAUACCAUUCCUACCCUCGAGGACAACGGAAAGAUAAUAUGGGAUAGUCAUGCGAUUAUCACUUUCUUAGUUGGAAAGUACGCGAAGGAUGACUCGCUAUAUCCGAAGGAUUUAUACACAAAGGCUGUAGUUGAUCAAAGGCUACAUUUUGAAAGCAGCGUUCUUUCUAUUAAAAUUCGAGCUGUUACUAACGCUUUGAAGCAAGACAAUCCUGAAGCUACUCAACAGAGCAAAGAAGCCCUUUACGAGGUCUACGGUUUUCUGGAGAAGUUCCUUGCCAAUGGCCCCUGUAUGGUUGGGAAUUCAUUAACUGUUGCUGAUUUCUCCAUCCUCAGUAGUCUAUCAAGUGUGAAUCUAAUCGUGCCUGUGGAUGCUGCCAAAUUUCCCAAACUUGCAGAAUGGUUAGGACGGAUGGAGAAGCUGCCCUUCUACUCCAAAGCCAAUGGCAUAGGAUUGAAAAAAGUAGCUCAAUUCAUAGAGAAACUGAAAGCUGCAAUUGCAGACAAAAAGUGAUAGUCAUUCAUCAAUUAUGAACAUUAUGUAGCUCUAGAAUGCGAUAAUAAAGUGAAAAUAAUUCUGACAAAGAAAA